AAAAAAUUCUGUAAAUUUCCUUAUGUAAAAUUAAAAUGUUUAAAUACUGUUAUUUUAGUGGAAAAAAUGGUUCGUCGAUGGGCACCACUUGUUUGGUUAGCACCCGACGAAAAAUUCAUGCCAGCGUCUGUUACGGACUUUCUGAGUCACGUGACACCCAAACCAAAAUCGUCUAUAGAUCUAAUGAACUCAAAACUUCCAAUGGGUCUCAAUUCUCAGACAUGGUAUUUGGUGACCAAGACCGAAGUCGAAAAUUUGCUACAAAACAAUACAUCAGUACUAUAUGGACAAAACCCAAAUACAGCAAUGGUACCUGUAUAUGCAAGAGUCACAGAAUGCGGCCACAAGAAAUUCCACGUAUCUUACUGGCUCUUCUUUCCGUUUAGUCAAGGCA
Daktulosphaira vitifoliae (grape phylloxera) is the source of this 394-nucleotide messenger RNA. RefSeq lists its product as uncharacterized. The annotation marks the transcript as partial. The transcript has 2 exons. NCBI's taxonomy places the organism in Eukaryota, Metazoa, Arthropoda, Insecta, Hemiptera, Phylloxeridae. The record is from RefSeq and is a predicted model, not a curated record.